CUAAUAUAGUAGUUUUCAAUUUAAAAAAUAUAUAUAAAUAAAGAAAGAGAGUGAUAAUAAAUCAGAAAGUAAACAUGAGGUUCCACAAGAAAUAGGAGUCUAAAUAGAAGAGAUCAGAUCAAUGGAUGUGCGUAAAAUAGUGGUGGUUGUAGAAGACGAAGAAGCUGCAAGAACAGCUCUUCAAUGGGCGCUUCAUAAUUUCCUCCGUUACGGAGAUAUAAUUACUCUGCUUCACGUUAUUUCGUCUUCAAGAAACAAGAAGAAGCUGAGGAAUCUCCGGUUGAAAGGCUUUCAGCUGGCUCUUUCUUUUAAAGAUAUAUGUAACACCUUCUUUAAUACGAAUAUUGAGAUUGUGGUGACGGAAGGGGAUGAAGAAGGUGGGAGAAUUGUGGCUAUGGUGAGGGAGAUUGGUGCCUUUGCUCUUGUUGUUGGACUCCAUGAUCAUAGCUUUCUUUACAGGUUGGCAAUGGCCCAAAACGACAUAGCAAACAACUUAAAUUGCAAGGUACUUGCUAUCAAACAACCACCUCCGGUAAAUCCUCCAUUGAAGACCAAAUCAGCACAGGCAACAGCUCUUCUAGACCGUUCAACCAACAUGGACUUUUCCCAGAUCGAGAUUGCUACAUUACAGGUUCCUUAUAUUCCUCCUCCAAAAGUUCCAUACAAGAUAUGUCCAGAUCCUUCAUUAGUAAUAUGGAGAUGGAGGAAAUCCAGAAGGAAGGGUGGCUCUUGAAAUAUUGGCAUGCUCUCAUUAUCUCCAAAUUGCAAAGUUUCACCCAUCUUUGAUUAAUUUCUUGGACAAUUUUACUUCAAAAUUGUCUCAAACUUCAAUAUACAAAUGAAUAGUGCAAUUCAUAGAUUUACACA
Molecule: messenger RNA, 867 nt
Organism: Mercurialis annua (annual mercury)
Lineage: Eukaryota; Viridiplantae; Streptophyta; Magnoliopsida; Malpighiales; Euphorbiaceae
Exons: 4
Coding region: 122-733 (203 amino acids)
Source: RefSeq, a predicted model, not a curated record